UACGUCACAGCCGGUCACGUGGUUAAACACGGAAGCGAGUCGACCGUCGAGUCGCAGUUUUUUUCUUGUUCUUUGUUUUGGGCCGUUGUCGUCGUCGUCGUCGUCAUCGUCACGAUGGUGCUGGCGUUCGUCAUCCACACCGUGUGCCCGAUCACCGCGCUCGCCUCCGGGGAGAGCAGGGUGCUCUACUCCCGCGUCUUUGGAGCGGACGAGGCGCUCUUCCGGGGCGACCGGCGGCUGCGGCGGCAGCUCAACGCCGAGGAGAGACGACUGUUGUCGGCCGAGAAGCUCGCAUUGGUGGCCCGGCAGGUCCAGAGCGCCGUCUCCCUGCGCCGGGAAGCCUCGGGGCGGCCCCCGGCGCAGACGCCGCCGGGCGAAGAAGCCCUGGCCCUGCAGGAGGCCGACGGCGGGGUGCUGAGACUGCGCGACGGGGACCCCUACUGGCGGGAGGUCAGCGCGCUCUGGCUGGCCGUCAACUCGUUGGCCUUCGUCAUGGUGUGCGAGCCCCACGAGAACCCGCCGCUGGCCGAGGGAACGCUCCGGAACCUGGCCGGGCACUGCCUGGAGCACCUGCACAUGCUGGGGCAGGGCAGCGAGGUGUUGCUGAAGAGCAGCCGCGUGGACGUUUUGCUGAGUCGUCUUCUUCCUCAUGGCCAGCUCCUCUUCCUCAACCACCGCUUCGCUCAGAGUCUGGAGAAGGACGUUGCCGCCUGCAUGAACAAGUGAUCUCCAAAUGUUGGACUGUCACAAUAGCUAGCCGUUAGCCACGGGGGCUAAACGCGCUCCAUGCGGAUUGGCCGAGCAGGAGAAGAGACUUUUUGCCGGGGCGCUAAAGGCUCAAAAGACGAUCUGUUCGUGGUCACGAUUGUUAGAAUCAUCUCGUCUUUGUGUUUAAUGUGGCAACAAGCCCACAUUUUCUCAGCUAAGUGCAUUGCGAUUCAUUUAAAAAAAUAUAUAUAAUUGAGUAAAAUUAUAAAAAAAAAAAAAAAAAAAAAAGGUUUCACUCCACAUUUCACAAAAUAUUAACUGUUGUGGUCGAGCAGCGAGGGAAUUGCACUGCAGUCCAUUUUUCUCACUUUUAGUAAGUAAAAGAAAUUGGACACGUUUAUGAGUAUUAGAUUUUUCAUUAUAAUUUAUAUCAACAGGAACUCAUUAAAUUAACAUCUCAUGAAUCAUUAAAUACUCUGGAGACAGAUUUACUUACGACAAAUCAGGUUUUUCCUCGCUUUUGGUCAGUAAGCCAAAGUCAGGCUGGUGUUGCCUUCAGGGACAGUCUGAAAUCGUUUGCUCCCGCCCAUACAAACACACACACACAAACACAGAAAACAACUGUGAGGUUGUUCGGGUCUUCUUAACUACAUGCACCCAUCCCUCCCGGCUGAUGUUGUCUUCAGGAAACUCAGAAAUCUCAGCGUCCUCACAAAACCAGUGCAUGAAAAUGAACCAUUUGGAUCAAUACAGGGUUUGGCCACUGGAGGGCAGUAUGUCACCAUCCAUUCAGUUUGAGAUCUGGCAACUACAGCAAAAAUAAAACUAAAAUAAAAUCUAUUACAAAAAAAAAAGGCU
This is a messenger RNA of Phycodurus eques (leafy seadragon), 1566 nucleotides long. It is a transcript of the gene ap5s1, whose product is annotated as adaptor related protein complex 5 subunit sigma 1. Gene Ontology annotation, biological process: double-strand break repair via homologous recombination; endosomal transport. The record is from RefSeq and is a predicted model, not a curated record. Lineage: Eukaryota; Metazoa; Chordata; Actinopteri; Syngnathiformes; Syngnathidae. Bases 115 to 726 code for a protein of 203 amino acids. Gene Ontology annotation, cellular component: lysosome; late endosome; cytosol. The transcript is spliced from 3 exons.